This is a messenger RNA of Linum trigynum, 6248 nucleotides long. The record is from the annotation of a GenBank genome assembly. NCBI's taxonomy places the organism in Eukaryota, Viridiplantae, Streptophyta, Magnoliopsida, Malpighiales, Linaceae.
AAUUUACCACCACCUAUUAGCAUCUCACUAUUAUGGUAUAUUCAUAAUAUCACUAUAGUAUAUCUUUACCACUAUGUUAUAAUCUUCUACAUCACCAUUAUAUAAUAUUGUAAAACACAAUUCUAGAGUAUCGUGUUUCUUUUUCUAAAAUACAUCAAAUUAUUUAUAUUUCAUUUUCCUCAUUACUCGUGUUCCUAAUUAUAUUCUUCCAGUGUAUUUCAUAGAUAUGUGGCGCUAAUUAUUCAUCGUUUCAUAAUGACCAAAAUAAUUGCAGCCAUCGUCGGGAACGGAUUCAUAGCCAAAGGCAUAACCAUCGAGAACUCCGCCGGGCCCAGCAAGCACCAGGCCGUCGCCCUCCGCUGCAGCGCCGACCUCGCCGCCUUCCACCAGUGCAGCUUCGUCGGCUACCAGGACACCCUCUACGUCCACUCCCUCCGCCAGUUCUACCGCGACUGCGACGUCUACGGCACCGUCGACUUCGUCUUCGGCAACGCCGCCGCCGUCCUCCAGAACUGCAACCUCUACGCCCGGAAGCCCAACCCGAACCAGCGCAACAUCUUCACGGCCCAGGGCCGCGAGGACCCGAACCAGAACACGGGCAUCUCGAUCCACAACUGCAAGCUGGCCGCCGCCGCGGACCUGAUCCCGGUCAAGGCCCAGUUCCGGACCUACCUGGGCCGGCCCUGGAAGCUUUACUCGAGGACCGUGAUCAUGGGCUCGAACAUAGAGGAUGUGGUUGACCCGGCCGGUUGGCUCGAGUGGAACGGGACGUUCGCGCUCGACACGCUGUACUACGGGGAGUAUAGGAACGUUGGGGGCGGGUCGAAUACGACCCGGAGGGUGACGUGGCCUGGGUACCGGGUGAUUAAUAGUUCGGUCGAGGCGGGUCAGUUCGCGGUUGGACCGUUUAUUCAGGGGAAUGAGUGGCUUAAUUCUACUGGGGUACCUUUCUCUUCGGGUCUCUGAACAAGAGAUUUUUUUUUUUUUGGUCUUUUUUAAGUGUUACUUUUUGAUUGAGCGUAAUGGGCUUAGGGGUUAUUAGAGAUGAUCAAUAAAUUUAAGUUGUAUUUGGUCCGAUUUCUCGGAUAUUUUGUUAGUUUGAAAGAAAUAGUUGGGCUAAAUGUUGGGAUUCGUUAAGCUGUUCAAAACCUGGUUACUGGAUUUGUAAGGGUUGGUAACAAUGUAGUUAAAAUCGUGUUUUAAAAUUUGAAAGUUCACUUUUUUAUAAUUUUAGAUUAUCAAAACGCUUUUAAGUAAAUCUUCCUUUUUUACACUUCUAAAUCUCCAAACAUCUUCUACGUAGAAUCAUAAUUUUGGCUGUAUUAGUUGGUAACUUGGUAUAGUAUCACUAUUUGUUAAUUAGUAUGUAAAACCAAACCAAAUUACUUAAAUCAAACAAACCAAAAAAUUUAACCAAUCCAAAUAUCCAAAUUAACCAGAUCAAAUUAGCCAAACACUACAAGUUAACAAAGUUACCACGGUAAACUUUAUGUUUGAACAUCCCUACUCAUACGAAUUCAAUAUCUAACAAGACCGAAGAAGACAUGAUCUCUAUAAAUAAUAAAUCAUGUGAGCAAAAUUGUAUACAUGAUUUUUAUAAGAGCCACAAGGUUAACAUGACAUAUCUUUUUUGUUUGUGAAAUUAUUUCAAAAUAAGUUUGGAAGCAAGCUUAGUGUGUCGUUUGUACUCAUGAAUUUCGAAAAGGAUUGCCCGAAGCAUGUUGGCUCUCUUUAAAAUGAAUGUCAUAUGGGAGAUAGCUUCCUUAUUUGGUUGUCUUUAUGUAUUUUAAGGUAUUGGAAGAAACUAAGCAAUUUAGCAAAUUUUGGUAUACAAAAACGGGGUUAUUAUAAGAUUUAUGGGUUUCGUGAAAGAAUUAUAUUAAAACUAUAGUAAGAGUCAAAUCAAAUUUAAAUUGAUGACCUCUUGAUCUACAGUCAAAUACUCUGCCAUUGGGCUUGAAUUCAAUAUGAGCAGAGGAAGCAAGCAAAUGAGAAAGAGGAAGAAGAUGGAGAAAAUUGAAUUUGAAAGUAAUUGGCGAAAAAUCAAGCAGGCCGGACAAAACAAUCAAUUGGUUCUUUUGAUCUAAGCCAACAAGAAACAAUAAAAAAUAAAAUAAAGGAGAAAUUAUUGUCAAUCAUGAUCAUAGAUGGCUACUUGACAAUGCCACCGAUCCACCCACCACCGUCUGAUCCACAAAUAUUCCCAGCAAGGGGACUCUGAGCACUCGUUUUCCUUUUAUAUUUAUCCAAACCAAAAUCAUAUAUCACGUAUCCAUUUGUGAUUAGCUAUAUACAAUUAUUCGCGGUAGUGAUACCAUGUUUAGAACACUAAUGGUACUAGUCUAGAUAUAGGUUUCGUACUGACACUGGUUUAACUGUCGAAAAAAGUAUUGGUCCUGGUAUUGGUUUUCUUGCCCUAGUGAUAUUGGUUCUCGUAUAAUAAUAAUUUUUGUGCAAUGGUAUAAGGAUGGAGGAUUUGAAGUCCCAAAAUACAAUAAAUAUGGAUAAAUAAUUCAAUAUUAAUCUUACCUUAAAUUUGCAACAUACAAACCACCCGUAACAUUUGGACCACAUCCGGUCCCUCGUCGUCUCAAGUAUGGAUUGUUAAAGGGAUAAAAUGGGCAGAAUAAAAAUCCCGGAAAACAUAAAUAGUACAAGGUGGUUCCACCCUCGUUGAUGGGAUUCUAUUUCCGGACCAUCCACAAACAGCAGACAAACCCCAUCAUCCCUAACCACCCAGCAUGUAUGCGUCGAAAGAAAGACGCAUGUCCUAUCCACCGCUAGCAUGCACCAAAAGAGCGUGUAACUAGAGAGAGUUGCCCUGAACCACCAAUGGAAAUUCGAGCCUACUUCGACGAUGUGAGCUCCAAGGUCGUCGUCUUUGUAUCGACAGUGCACUAUCAGCUUCUUGCAUCUAAACUCAUUUUGAAUAUAGACAGUGAUCUGGAUCGAUCAUUGAAGGGCGUGUUGUAAUUGUCACCGCUGCAACGACCACUGCUGCUUGUAGUUUUGUGGGGAUUAGCCGCUUCAUCCUUGUAUAUUUGAUGGAGGGCAGAUCUUAAUCCUUUUACUCUCUUCCUCUACCUCUCUCUUCUUCUUCCUUUUAUAUUUAUCCAAACCAAAAUCAUAUGUCACGUAUCCAUUUGUGAUUAGCUAUUAUACAAUUAUUCGCGGUAGUGAUACCAUGUUUAGAACACUAAUGGUACUAGUCUAGAUAUAGGUUUCGUAUUGACACUGAUUUAACUGUCGAAAAAAGUAUUGGUCCUGGUAUUGGUUUUCUUGCCCUAGUGAUAUUGGUUCUCGUAUAAUAAUAAUUUUUGUGCAAUGGUAUAAGGAUGGAGGAUUUGAAGUCCCAAAAUACAAUAAAUAUGGAUAAAUAAUUCAAUAUUAAUCUUACCUUAAAUUUGCAACAUACAAACCACCCGUAACAUUUGGACCACAUCCGGUCCCUCGUCGUCUCAAGUAUGGAUUGUUAAAGGGAUAAAAUGGGCAGAAUAAAAAUCCCGGAAAACAUAAAUAGUACAAGGUGGUUCCACCCUCGUCGAUGGGAUUCUAUUUCCGGACCAUCCACAAAUAGCAGACAAACCCCAUCAUCCCUAACCACCCAACAUGUAUGCGUCGAAAGAAAGAUGCAUGUCCUAUCCACCGCUAGCAUGCACCAAAAGAGCGUGUAACUAGAGAGAGUUGCCCCGAAACACCAAUGGAAAUUCGAGCCUACUUCGACGAUGUGAGCUCCAAGGUCGUAGUCUUUGUAUCGACAAUGCACUAUCAGCUUCUUGCAGCUCAACUCAUUUUGAAUAUAGACAGUGAUCUGGAUCGAUCAUUGAAGGGCGUGUUGUAAUUGUCAUCGCUGCAACGACCACUGCUGCUUGUAGUUUUGUGGGGAUUAGCCGCUUCAUCCUUGUAUAUUUGAUGGAGGGCAGAUCUUAAUCCUUUUACUCUCUUCCUCUACCUCUCUCUUCUUCUUCCUUUGAUGUUUGUUGCUUUUACAGACGCGCGAUAAAAGGCGUUGGAUGAUAGAGGCCCGAGUUGGAGACUUGGAGUAGAAGAGUUUUUGGGUUCUCUUUAUUACUCUUUAAAUUCUUUGUUCUUUACUACUGUUUAUUUAUGAGUGAUUCGACCAUUUGAUUUUUUUUUUGUUGAGAUUGUACUGUUGCCGACAGCUAAUUUGUUAUCAUACAUAUACAUUGGGUAAAGAUUGGUAUAUCUAGGCGAUCUAACUUACUUCGUUGAGCUCCGAUCAAUUUUAGUAAUUAAUUAUUAUAUUUUAUUUGAGUUUAUAAAAUCAGGCCUGAAGUUUAACCAUCAGAAAUUAAGAUAUACUAGAUAUUAUCACACCCAAAAUCAAUUUAAUUCAUUAUCAAGUUAAAAAAGUAUCUGAAAUAUACUCCCAAUGUAUAGCAAUCUGCUCCAUAUUUAUUCUUAAUUUCUUACAUGUAUAUACUAGAGUGUUGAGUGAUUAUGUGGCUUGUUAAAUUAGGAGUAGUUAGUGUUCAAUGAGUAGUUUUUUAUCCAAAUAUCAAUGCUCACGAGCGGCUUUCUUCAUUGCUACUAAUAGGAAGACCCAUGCUUGCCCAAUAGCCGGAUUGGGUUUGGGUAAUACCUAAAGUCUACUAUCAACCAAGAAAAAAUUUACAACUAACCAAAUUGAAACAUAAAGGAAAUUUACAAAAAGCCAAAAACGUAUUAGAUCCCUGGUAGGAAUCUGCUUCAUUGAUCCCCACAUGUUUCUCUAUCUUGACUUUUCUCCAGUGAUUUUACUGGAUCGUUUGGAAUAUUCUGACGUCAUAUCUAACGAACUAGGAAUCAAUAAACGUACACGGUCGGAGCUGAAGGAUGGCCGGAGAGACAGCGGAUGUAUAUACUCUUAUCGGUCCGCUAUAAAGAUAGGGGGAAAUAAAGGAUUGAAAAAAGCUGGCCAAAACUAGAGUUGUGAAAAAAGUCUGGACUUAACUAUGAAGACCGGAAAUAAAGGAAUAAUUAGAUAGGUAAAACUAUAGUUGGGAAAACAAUUUAAGAUUUUCGGUCAAAUAGUAAACCAAAUUGUUUAAAACAAUUCGAUUGCAGCUGAAAACCAGAUUGUGUCCUAUCUGGAUCUAUUUUGGUAAUGGUGGAGAAAGAAGAAUAAGAAUUAGCUAUCGUUAUUUAAAUUUAAUCAAUAAUGAUUGAUGAUCAUAAGAAUUUUCUCUCUCAUACGGAUCUAUAUCUAACAAGAUCGAAGAAAUGUGAUCUGUAUAAAUGACAAAUCAUGUGAGCUAUAUGGUAUACAUGAUUUUUAUGAGCCACAAGGUUAACAUGUUAUAUGUUCUCAUGAAUUUCAAAUUUAGUUUAAAAGCAAGCUUGGUGUGUCGUUUGUACUCAUGAAUUUCGGAAAGGAUUGUGUGGAGCAAGUUCUCUCUCUUUAAAAAGAGUGUCAUAUGGGAGAACAACCAUCUCUUUCUUUAUAGCCAAACACCCUAACACAAGCAGCUCCUUCACCAUUCGUCUAUUCCCUUGCUCCUGUCGUCGAAAAACAAAGUAAUCAUUCAUCCAUUCCCCUGCUCCUCUCGCCAAAAAAUAGACAGGUGAUGGUUUAUACUUUAUACUAGUGCUAAAAAAAAUCAGAAGGUUUGUUUGGUGUCAUUGUUGUUAUUGGUGGUGACUUCAUUUGGCCAAUCAAAUUUGAAUGCCCUCAUGGAGCUCCAUAUGGGUAUUAUGGAGGACACAUCAGGGACAGUGAUCGAGUCGUGGGAUUCUACAUCCAUUGCUUCCAAUGGAUGUCCCAAAAAUUAGUACGAAAUUGUGUGCAAUGAUGGCAAUAUGGCUUCAAUCAAUCUGAAUGGGACGAGUCUAGGUGGGUAUUUCAGUUUUCCAGUGAUCUUUGUUCUUAAAAUAUUGUGCAACUUGUCAAUUUCGAACAAUCAUUUCAGUGGUGUGUUGUCCAUUCAAUAUCAAAAUAUAAGUCAUAAUGCAUUUAAUGGUGAGAGUUGUUUGCUCAUGGAAUAACAUCUUUUAGUAGUCUAUAGGUUUUUUAUGCCACCAAUAACUAGCUGGUUUUACAGUAACUCCAUUCAAAUUUAUUUUCUCUCUUCAAAGGCUUAGGUUUGGAGGAAAUCAGUUGUCAAGAACUAUACCAGGAGGUCUUCUGUAACAAAGUCUGAUGUUACUGUUUGAACUAGAGAUGUGUACGUCAAAUGAAUUGGAUUCAUGAAUUGGUAGAUUAGUUGGAUAUUUAAGUGGAUAUAUUGGAAUGAAUUAGCGAAUUGGAU